GUAAGCAUUUGCCGUGGUGCGGGGGUAUCUCUAAUCAUAUUCAGCAUGUUUUGCACAAGAAAUGUCAGCCAGAAAGGGCUAUCGGCUCCCUUCGCCAAAUUAUUCCACAACAAUGUCAUGCUCAGAGAGCCCGGCUGCAAACUCUUUUUUGGUAGACUCCUUGAUCAGCUCAGGCAGAGGGGAAGGAGGAGGAGGAGGAGGAGGAGGAGGCGGCGGCUACUAUUCCAACAGUAGUGUCUUUUUGCCACAGGCGUCCGAUUUGUCCUAUGGGCUGCAAAGCUGCGGACUUUUCCCAGUUUUGAGCAAACGCAAUGAAGGUGCUGCUCAAAGCAUGGUCCCCACUUCUCAUCCCUACAUGUCAGGGAUGGAGGUCUGGCUAGAGCCCCCAAGGUCCUGUCGCCUGGAAGAGCCUGAAAGCCAGCAGGCUACCUCCUGCUCUUUUGCUCAAAACAUUAAAGAGGAGAACUCUUACUGCCUCUAUGAUUCAGACAAAUGUCCUAAAGGUGCAGCUGCCACAGAUCUAUCUACUUUUCCAAGGCUAAACGCUGAGGUCUGUCCCAUGAGCAACGCUAGUGGGGUUCCUGUCCCAGGCUACUUCCGCUUGUCUCAAGCUUAUGGCACUUCCAAGAGCUACAAUGCUGGGCAAGUUGUUGCUUCCCAGUUCACACCGCAGCCCCAAGUUCGUUUUGAUGCGGCUCCAUCUUUGCCUUCAGUCCCAACAGAAGCGGGGAGGAUAGAGACCGAGGAGGCUUCCCCCAACACCUUGGCUUGCGUCUCCCAGAGGGAGGAAGACGCUCAGGCUUCGCCUUCGACCGCAGAAGAACUCUCCCCAGCUCCGUCAGAAAGCAGCAAACACUCUCCUGAGAAAGAACCCAUAGGCAAUUCAAAAGGAGAAAAUGCAGCAAACUGGCUAACCGCAAAAAGUGGCAGAAAGAAACGAUGCCCCUAUACCAAGCACCAAACUCUGGAGCUGGAAAAGGAGUUUCUAUUCAAUAUGUACCUGACUCGUGAGCGUCGCCUAGAGAUCAGCCGCACGGUCCACCUAACAGACAGACAAGUUAAAAUCUGGUUUCAGAACCGCAGAAUGAAACUGAAGAAAAUGAACAGAGAGAAUAGAAUUCGGGAGCUCACAGCCAACUUUAAUUUUUCUUGAUAAACCUAUUAACACAUUUUUUUAUGGGUUAAAGAGCCAGUAUCAUUUUCCUAGGCUUUAGUAAUCUGCACCUGUAUGGAUUAAGGAUUUUAUACAUUCUCAGUAUGUCCAUAACUUCUUUACAGCUAUUUCUGGGGGGGGAGGGGGAGCCAUAAUGAUGCAUAAAAUUCCGUGUGUGUGCCGCCCUUGUUCCAUUACAAUUGCCUUGAUGUUAUUUGCUUCUUUAACCAUGAAACAGAGACAUAUGAGUUCAAGAGCUGCAAAUAUUUUUUUUUCCACUUGAAAAAGUAAGCAAACCCGGUUAAAGGCGAGUUUCCAUUUUAAACGAUAAAAGGUAUAUGUGGACCGUGUGUAGCUUAAUAACGAAUAACUGAAGCCUUACAAUAGUUCUAUGUAAAGGGACUUAAACUUUUUUUCUCCCAAAUGGCAGGAGUUCCAAUAAUUAAAUGCAGACAUACUUUAAAAGAAGGGCUUCGGGGGAACUGGUGUUAGGCUCUGUUUUCUUUUUCUUUUCCUUUAACAUAACAACCAGUAUCUGAAGCUUUAAAAUUGGCCAGGAAAAUGAGACCUCUUCUCUUUAAGGAUAUAAAAGAUCUUGUGUUGCUUAUGGACUAAAUUAUUACACUUACCUCUGAAUUUCACCCACUCUGUCUGGUGUAGAUAUUGAC
Messenger RNA from Dermochelys coriacea (leatherback sea turtle), 1821 nucleotides. It is a transcript of the gene HOXA10, whose product is annotated as homeobox A10. The record is from RefSeq and is a predicted model, not a curated record. Bases 62 to 1153 code for a protein of 363 amino acids. Lineage: Eukaryota; Metazoa; Chordata; Testudines; Dermochelyidae. Gene Ontology annotation, molecular function: DNA-binding transcription factor activity, RNA polymerase II-specific; RNA polymerase II cis-regulatory region sequence-specific DNA binding. Gene Ontology annotation, biological process: regulation of transcription by RNA polymerase II. The transcript has 2 exons. Gene Ontology annotation, cellular component: nucleus.